Alexandromys fortis (reed vole) is the source of this 2532-nucleotide messenger RNA. It is a transcript of the gene Ggt5, whose product is annotated as gamma-glutamyltransferase 5. NCBI's taxonomy places the organism in Eukaryota, Metazoa, Chordata, Mammalia, Rodentia, Cricetidae. Gene Ontology annotation, molecular function: leukotriene-C(4) hydrolase activity; glutathione gamma-glutamate hydrolase. The record is from RefSeq and is a predicted model, not a curated record. Gene Ontology annotation, cellular component: plasma membrane. Bases 524 to 2236 code for a protein of 570 amino acids. The transcript has 12 exons. Gene Ontology annotation, biological process: inflammatory response; leukotriene D4 biosynthetic process; glutathione catabolic process.
GGAUGAGGAUCCCCCAGGGGCCGUGGUGCCGUCAAGAAAGGCCGCAGGAUCCACUGGCGGUGAAAGAGUUAACAGCAGCAGCUGGCCCUUCUCAUCAAGAAGAAAACUCCCUGUCCUGGCCUGCCUCCAGGGCCAAGCUGUAGGAGCUAAAAACUGGAAGUUCAGACCUGUGGCCAGAUCUGCCUCUGUAGCAAGUACUGGAGGAGGGUAGUGGCCUGGCCGCUCUGUCUGUCUGUCUGUCUGAUGUUUGUCUCUCCAUAAACCCAUCAGGUCGGCUGACUGGCUUCCUGUUGAUCCUCUGUAAACCUGCCUGCCCACCUAGCUGUAAGCCUAUCUGUUAUCUUUUCUGGCCAGCUGUGGGGCCUGUGUGAAAAUUUAUCUCUAUCUCGGUACCCAUUGAUUUUUUUUUUUCCAUCUGUCUGGUUGCUUGAGUUUACCCGUAUACUUUCUUUCCUGUUUAUCUGCCGGUCCGUUCAUUUCUCUGUCCACUGCCCUGUGUGCCUACCUGCCUCCCUCUCGAGCCAUGGCCUGGAGUCACAGGGCCACAGUCUGCCUGGUCCUGCUGGGUCUGGGUCUGGGUCUGGUCACCGUUGUGUUGACUGUGGCCCUCUCUCCCCACCGCGCCUCUUGUGGCCCCGGGGCCUUUGCACACGCUGCCGUCGCCGCUGACUCCAAGAUCUGCUCAGAUAUUGGACGAGCCAUCCUCCAGCAACAGGGCUCACCCACGGAUGCCGCCAUCGCUGCCUUGAUCUGCACUGGUGUUGUUAACCCUCAGAGCAUGGGUCUGGGCGGAGGGGUCAUCUUCACUAUCUACAAUGUGACAACAGGGAAGGUGGAAGUCAUCAAUGCUCGGGAGACAGUGCCAGCCAGGCAUGUCCAGGGUCUGCUUGACCAGUGCAAAAAGGCCCAGCCACUGGGCACAGGGGCCCAGUGGAUUGGGGUUCCUGGGGAGCUCCGUGGCUAUGCUGAGGCCCACCGCAGACACGGCCGCCUGCCUUGGGCCCAACUUUUCCAGCCCACCAUCGCUCUGCUCCGAGAGGGUUUCCGUGUGCCCUCUGUCCUCAGCCAGUACCUCAGCCACAACUUCCUGCGGCCCUUCUUGUAUUCGUCAUCCCUGAGACAGCUCUUCUUCAAUGGGACUGAAACCCUGAGAUCUCAGGACCCAUUUCCGUGGCCUGCCCUGGCCAACACCCUGGAGACAGUGGCCAUGGAGGGUGCAGAGGCCUUAUACACAGGGAGGCUGGGCCGCGUGCUGGUGGAGGACAUUGCCAAGGAAGGAAGCCUACUGACAGUUCAGGAUUUGGCUGCCUUCCAGCCUGAAGUGGUGGCCCCCCUGGAGAUGGCCCUGGGAAACUACACCCUGUACUCACCACCACCGCCUGCAGGGGGUGCUAUUCUUAACUUCAUUCUCAAUGUGCUGCAAGGGUUCAACUUCUCGGCAGAGACGGUGGCCCAGCCUGAAGGAAAAGCGAACAUGUACCAUCACCUUGUAGAGACACUCAAGUUCGCAAUAGGGCAGAGGUGGCGGCUCUGGGACUCUUAUAGUCGCCCGGGGAUACAGAACACCUCCCAGAACCUUCUCGGGGAGGCUCUAGCCCAGCACAUUCGCCAGAAGAUCGACGGCCGCGGUGACCACCAGCUCAGCCACUACAACCUGAUCGGGGUCAGGGGCAACAGCAUGGGCACCUCUCAUGUGUCGGUGUUGGGAGAGGACGGCAGCGCUGUGGCAGCUACCAGCACCAUCAACACACCCUUUGGAGCCAUGGUAUACUCACCUCGGACAGGCAUCCUCCUUAACAACGAGCUCCUGGACUUAUGCUGGAGGCAUGAACCAGGUUCCACUGCCACUCCUCCGCCUGUUCCAGGUGAGCGCCCACCGUCUUACAUGGUACCCUCCAUCUUGGUCAACAAGGCACAAGGAUCCAAGCUGGUGAUUGGUGGGGCUGGUGGGGAACUCAUCGUGUCUGCUGUGGUCCAGACCAUCAUGAAUAAGCUGUGGCUUGGCUUUGACCUGACAAAGGCCAUUGCAGCCCCCAUCCUACACGUCAAUAGCAAGGGCCAUGUGGAGUAUGAACCCAAGUUCAAUGAGGAGGUGAAGAAGGGGCUGCAAGACCGGGGCCAGAGCCAGAGCCCGCGGCUCUUUUUCCUGAACUCUGUCCAGGCUGUGUCCCAGGAAGGACCCUGUGUCUAUGCGGCAUCUGACCAGAGGAAGGCUGGAAAGGCUUCGGGAUACUAAGACAGCUUUGCCCAGAGGUGGGAUCUGACCCUAGAUGAGUCCUGGGCUUCAGAUGGAUGAGGCUGUAGGUCUAAGUGCUCCAGGACCUGGAGCCUUUGCUACGAGAUCAACCUGGGCCUGAAGAGGACAGGGACCAGCUCGACAGAUGAAUGACUGAGAGGGAAGGACUGCCUUAUCCGUGGUCCCUUCCCAACACCUCUGGUGACCCUGCUCUGUCUCUUCUAGCCUCCCUCGGCAUCAUGCCCAUAUUCCAACUGGUGUGCCUACCAGUCCAGGAUUAAAGAGGAGCCACACUA